Messenger RNA from Danio rerio (zebrafish), 1055 nucleotides. Lineage: Eukaryota; Metazoa; Chordata; Actinopteri; Cypriniformes; Danionidae. The record is from RefSeq and is a predicted model, not a curated record.
CAGCAAAUGGGGGUGUUACAUUAUUAUUGUUCCGUCACACCGGGCAGAGCAUGCAGUCAAAAUAAAGUUGAUGUUGUAGUAGGUUAGAGACAUUAAAACAUUUGCGAUGUAUCUCACACAGGAUUUAGAACUGUUUCAUGAAUACACGGUGACUCAGCUGCUCUUCAAAGAUGUGAAAAAUGCGACUGAGCUCAGGAAAAUGGCAGUAAAUGGAGAAAUAAAAGGCGCCUUGAUCAAUCCAUCAAUGAUCCUGGUGGCAACAAAUAAAGCAGUUCACCUUCAUAAAAUCGGGAAAAUGAAAACCAGAAGCCUUUACUCUGAAAUCAUUUUCAAUCUUUCACCAACAAACAAUAUAUCCGAAGCUUUCAAAAGGUUCGGAAUCUCCGACAGCGACACCGCGGUUCAUAUUGUGUUAGUACACAAUAAAGAAGAGACCCUUAACAUUGAUGACAUCAUCUCAAAGGUGGAUGGACAGCAAAUUGAUGUUGGUCAAGUGUCCGAAAUGACUGAUACUGCAAAAAUAAAAAAGCUCUACAAAAUCACACCACAAGAGGAUAAGUGUGGCACUCUUUUGGACGCUGUUGUUUGCAGGAUGGCAAUUAAAGAUGUGGCCUAGAUAAUGUGUUGGUUAUUUCAAUAUAAACAAUUGCACUUGCUCUGCCUAUAUGUUUAAAUAAAAACUAGGGCUGUUUAACCAUUAAUCUUGACUAAAUGAAAACAAGAUAAAAGUUUGUAUUAGCAUAGUGUUUAUAAAGGUACACACGUGUAUAUACUUAACAAUAAGUAUUUAUAAUUUUAUAUAAACGUUCCAUAUAUAUAUGUAUAUGUAUGUGUGUAUUUAUACAUACAUAAUAAAUACACACAAUACACAACAUUAUUAACCUAAUGUAAACUUUUAUUUUGUCUGCCAUUAGUUACAAUUUAUAAAUUCACAUUUCAUUUAAAUCAUCUUGGCUAUAUCAAUGUAUAUUUACUAUUCAUAAUUUUAGAGGUGAAAUUGUGUACAAAAACUGUAUCACCUUCUUUUUGUAAAUAAAGGAGAAAUAUAAAUUAAA